This is a messenger RNA of Drosophila grimshawi, 1333 nucleotides long. RefSeq lists its product as uncharacterized. NCBI's taxonomy places the organism in Eukaryota, Metazoa, Arthropoda, Insecta, Diptera, Drosophilidae. The record is from RefSeq and is a predicted model, not a curated record. The transcript is spliced from 4 exons. Bases 100 to 1272 code for a protein of 390 amino acids.
UUUGCAUGCGUCGCAAAUUUGCAACACUGGCACUUAACAACACUGCACAGUCGACUGCGCGAACCUUUGUUUACAAACUUAAACAGAAACAAACAAAAAAUGGACGUGCCUCUCUCUGAAUUCAAUUCACUUGACUUGGAGCGAGAACUCUACGCUCGCGCAAUGGAUACCGAAGGCAGCAAGCAGGAGCGCUAUGAGCGUCUGUUGGCCGCACGACCGAAAGAAACGCAUCCUUCAAAACGAGGUACGAUUGCAAAGUUCGGCGCUCGCUUGCAGCUGGGAGAUUUUGCUGAAAUUAAGGUCUACAAUCAGGCUGAAUUUGAGUUGUUAUCUGGCAAGUUGAAGUGGAGACUGGAGCAUGUGCGUCGCACAGAAGACGGCGAGAGUUUGGAGUAUUUUCAUCCGGACGUGCUCAGUCGCAUUGAUCGCGCCAAAACAUAUAUGCUGAAUAUGGAUGAGUUUCUGGUGAGACAAGAGCCAUAUAUUCACAAGAUUUUUGCUAUAUUCGUAUCACGCACUGGCGGUCAGGAACCACAUCUUUGCUAUGCCCGGAGCCUGGCCAAAUUGCGCAGCUGGGAUGAAAUUACCGAGGAAUUUGAAUGGCCACUGAUAGGAAGUGAACACAUUGCCAAAUCCUUGCCCAACGGCGAAAUGGAUAAUACUGAGCUGGAGACGAAUCUCAUCACAUCCGAGAACAUUGCCAAGGCGAUGACGUACAUAUUGACUGUGAUUCGGGAGAAAGGAUUGAAGAACUUUGUGGCGAUAGCUUGUGAUCAGAAUAGGCUCAGUUUGGCAGCGGUGACAAUGCUGGUGGAGGCCAGUGGACAUGUAAUGUUGCCUUGUGUCUUCGAUACGAGCGAUCUACAGAAGUCCCUGAGGGACAUGUUCUGCUCGGCCUGUGUGCGUUGCUCGGUGCGUGUCUCCAACGAGUUGUAUCUGCAGAGUAGCUACGAGGAGCAGCUGAGCAGGAUAUGCAAUAGCAACAGUACGAAGAAUAUGAAUGCAGUUCUGCUGCUCAUGGACUAUGUGAAUCGUUUACCGCAAAUCCUGCUCGCCAUGUGGCACUUUGAGGAGCAUCGAGAUAAGCCAAUCUCCUUGCUUGGCCUGAACAAUAAAUUGGUGAAAAUCUAUGGUUCGCAUUUAAGGAGAGAACUGCCACCGAUCACAUUUGAGAACUGUGCAGCUGGCUCGGGUCUGUUGCAAUUGCUUGUCUUCGACGCCUUGUGGCACAUAUCUCCAGAGCUUGAACCAGAAGAACUCCAUCCAAGAUAGCUCCAUUAAAAGUAAAUAUCUUGUAGUUUUGAAAUUUUAUAAUCAGUUGCUAAUGUAUAUA